Molecule: messenger RNA, 5275 nt
Organism: Ochlerotatus camptorhynchus
Lineage: Eukaryota; Metazoa; Arthropoda; Insecta; Diptera; Culicidae
Gene: Sap130
Product: Sin3A-associated protein 130
Exons: 6
Coding region: 817-4908 (1363 amino acids)
Biological process (GO): negative regulation of transcription by RNA polymerase II
Cellular component (GO): Sin3-type complex
Source: RefSeq, a predicted model, not a curated record
AGCCACACAGCAGAGUGAAGGAAAAAAGCUUAUUGAAAAAUACUUCGUAUCACUAGCAGAGUGAAAAGCGCGUACAAGUCGGAGUGCAAUUUCGCGGAGUGUGCGUUAUUUCGUGGAAAAUUCAGCCGCAAAUGGUGCUGUUUCCUCCUAAAAAUUGUGAAAAAGUGCAGCGCUGUUUUCGAACUACAAACAUUUGUUAAAAUUUGCUGGUAUUCCUGUGGAAUUUGGCCGUAAAACGGGACUUUCUUGGUGGGACCUGCCUGCCAGAGCAAAAGUGAAUAGUCGCGUUUUUUUCGCACCGUAUAGGCCUCCGCAAUACCCUUGAAGCCAGCUGGUCAACAAGAGUUUUCCUAUUUUCAUCGCCGGAUCCAAUUGAUUCGAGUUUGUUCUUUUUUGAAAGAGGAAAAGUGAUUUUUCGGGAGUGCAUUUUUUUGUUGGGUUAAGUUUGCGACAGCACGCAAAAGGAAAAAAAGACAUUCCUCUCCUCGUACAGCACACUGCUGGCCAUGGCCCGCUUCGCUUUGUUGCUAAGGAGAAUUGCUAGCUGUCACAGGAGACUUCGGAUCCGGAAAGUAAACCAAAGUUGAAAAACAGCAGCGCCUCUUGUGUGUGAAUCCACAAUCCCAACAGAGAGCCCCCGAAAAUUGUAAUCGAAAAUUCGUAACGAGUGUUGUGUGUUGAAAAACAGAGAGGGUGAGACGGGGUUGGACAUCAUUUCGAAAAUCACUAGCGUCGUGGCUGAAAACUCGGAAAACAUUUUAAAUAUUCAAUAAGAGAAGAAAAGGCGAGUUGGUGAUCCGGGUGGGCCCCUUUGGCAUGAGUACUCCGGACGGUGACAAAUCAAGUCCGGGAGGGGGAACAAAAAUGCAAGGAACGGGAUCAUCAUCGGCGGUGGGAUCUGGCGGAGGUGGCAUGGGAGCCACAGGGAGCACUGGUGGAUCGAUGCCCGGAUCUGGUGGUCCAGGAACGACGGGCACCACAACGGCAUAUCCGAUCGAUUUAGCAUCGGCUUCCAAAGUUCUGGUUCGACCCACCGAGAAAACAAAUAUGCCAACGACUUACAGAAUCGGCAAUUCGGCCGGCAAUCAGAUGCGCGUAGUGAUUCCGAGCAACGCCGCCUCGCAGACGUUCUACCGACACUCGAUCAAUCUGAAGCCAGAUCCUUCAUCCAAUCGUACGCAAAUAACGGCCUUACCGCCACGAACUCAAACAUCGAUCACGGUUUCGCGUCCUCAGACACCGACGACGUAUCAUGUCCCCGCGCGGGUACCCACCACGGUAGCGAGCAUUCAAGGUCCCCGAGCCACCAUCACGGCACCGAUUCGUAUUCCUACUCCACCGAUCAGCGUAGCAAAUAUCAACACCUACGUACGUCAAUCGGUUCCAUCGCGCACCUCCUCACCGUCGGCCACCAUCAUUUCGCAAGGGCAAACCUGGAUGUCGAAUGUACAGGUGCAAGUUCCGACUCAGCUUAUUCGGGCUAACAGCAUCACUCAACCUCCUCGUGCUCGAGUAGUGGCUCAAACGAUCUCCGCCAAUCAGUCAUCCACCAAUGUCAACAACGCCACAAUUACGGCCAACGUGGUAGCUCACCCGGCAACGACCCAAACCAAUCAGCAGAAUGUAUCCCUCAGCGGAAGCAACCCAUCGCAAGCAUUUGUGGCCACGCUAGCAGCUGCAGUCCUUCCCCCACAAAGGCAACUUACGUCGACACUGGUCUACACGAACAACAGCUCCCAGCAAUCCUACAGCAGUGGGACCAACCCACAGCGGUUAACUCUAGCCACUACACUUUCUCCCCAACGCCCAACCGGAGUUCGCCCUAUUCAACGACUCCCGACAACGAACCUUGGAGUUCGCGUCACGGCAGGGAGCAUUAGUAUCCGUACUCCUAGCGUUCCAGUGCUUGCGCCAACCACCGUGCUCACGACCAUCGCUCCGGGAACUCUCGGAACUCAAAAUCGCAAUUCAGCCGUCUCCACGGCAAACAUCUCCAACACGAUCCCAGCUCGCAUCAUCCAAGUACAGAAUCCUCAGAGUGGGCAAAUCAUUAGCGGAGGCCGAUUGCCGACCAACCUGGUGAAUAUUCAACCGCUGAUUGUCAGCAACAAUCGUAUUCCUCACAGUAGCAUCCAGCCCAGUUUAACAAUUGCACAAGUAGGCAAACUUACGCCUGUGGCCGCUUCUCAGGUGCAGAACAGUUCCGGCUCGAAAUCAAUCAGUCAAGAUUCGGGUGGCGGAAGUGGGGGCGGUGGUACCACAACCCUCCAAACCGCUUCCGGUCAACAGAUAGUCGUAAGUUCUGGACAAGUUAGUGGCGGAUCCACCAUCAUCACUGGCAAUCUAUUAUCCAAUCAAUCCGGGAGCGGAAGUAGUCAAUCUCAAACGCAAGGACAAAUUACACAGAUCGUAAAUGUUAAUCCAGGAUCGAUGGGUUCUGGUCUAUCCGGACAGGCACCGCAGAUUGUAACCGUGAGCCAGGGACAGGUGAUUGGAACUCCACAAACCAUUUCGGUGUCGAAUUCCGGAGGUUCUGGCUCCACGACAGUUAUCCCUAUCCCGUUGGCCAUCACUGGGGGAAGAAACGCUACGACCAUUCCGGUAUCCGUAGCCGGACUGUCCGUUGGACAAAAUCCGAUUAGUAUCGUUUCCGGCGGAAGUACUAUAACCGGAAUUGUGCGAACCACUACCAGUGGAGCUGGAAGCGGAGGACCAGGAAUUUCGGCCUCUACCAUGCCAUCGAUUCUGCCGAUUGCAAAAGUUACGCCACAGCAGCUGAGCAGUUUGAGCACGAUUGAAGCCGUGAGCAGUUCAGCUCCGUACUCGGUUUCCGGCACGGGAACCUCUCUGUAUAUCCAAACCAGACCGCAACAGCAGAGUGCUAUCGUCACAACCGUUGCCAGUACUGGAAAGUCCAGUACGUUAAAUGUCGUCUCCGGAGGAAGUUCAGGCUCUAGUGCAACAAUUUUCCCAGCAUCCACUCUUUAUUACGAACGUGUGACGCCUUCACCAGCUUCGUCAAGUCAACCGAUUGCCACUUCCGGCUCCGGAGCUAUUGCAUUAGUUCAAAGUGCUUCCUCUUUGACAUCUACGACGAUUACUACGGCCAGUGCCAUCAGUGGACCGGUUUUUUCGAUAUCUUCCAGCGCAUUGAGCACACCUACCGGAAGUGGUUCUGGAACUAUUAUCUCCGGAGUUUCAAGUGGACAGUUGAGUUCAUCCAACGUCAUAACGACGACCGUACCGUCGUUGCCAUACUCAUCUACAGCGGGAUCGUUCGCCAUUGUACAACAGGCGUCGGGACGAAACCUUUCUGCUGGUCCAAUUCACGGAAUUGUAUCUUCAUCCACAGCUUCCGGUGGCCAGUUUCAAUCGCAAUCGCAGUCUCUAUCUCAAUCUCAACAGUCGACAACGCAAAUCCAAACCGUGCCGGUCCGAUUCCACCCUCAGCUGCUCGUCGAUGGCGGUCAGGCACAGCAAAUCAUCAUGACUGGAUCGUCGACUACCUCCGGUCAGCAACAACAGCAACAACAACCAUCCCACAUGCUGAUUCCGGUUAAUCCUGGAGGUAAAAUUGAAUCCCCUCAGUCCAGUAUAUUACGCAAACGAGGAGGAUCUCCUCCCAUCAAGAUGAGUAAGGAUCUCACGCAUACGCUUAUCGCCAUGGGUAAAGAACGAGCUCGCGAAAUGGAACAACGGGAACGGGAGCGGGAACGCGAAUUAUCUCCACCGUCAAGACCAGUUUCCACCGAUGGAUCCACAACGGUCAGUGCCACUUCCAGUCCAGGAGCCGACCAGCAAGAGCAAGAGGAAAUCAAAGCAAUGGCAUUUGUCAAUCGCAAUGCAAAUAGUGAUUUGCCAUUCAAGCUGGGUAACGAGGAAAUCUUCCUCCAAGGACCGCAGCCGCCAAAUCAGGAUUCUCAACAAGCGUUGGGUCAUCCGUUCCAUCAUGGAUCGCUGCCGCAUCAGAAUUCCGUUGCCGGAAGCAGCAACGGGAAUUACGAGCAAUCACCGCGGAAGAAACCCCGCAAACAGAACGUUUCCGAGGGGCUGAAAUCCGUUGCAAAUAGUUUACAGUUUUAUGCAAACAAUGAGUUGGAUAACAGCUACCGGAUGGACAUUUCGGGGCCAACGAAUUUGGCCACGGCGGCUGCUACAGUGACGGCCGCUGCAGCAAUAGUAGAAGCGGGAUUUAUUUCCCAGCAGCAGCAGCAGCAACAACUACAACAACAGCAGCAGCAGCAACCACAACAACAACAACAACAACAAUCGCAUUCCACACAGGUCAGUGGAACUGUGAGUAUAGUGCCGAACAACAAUGUUGUUGUAAAUAAUUUGGCUGCCGCAAAUGCUGUGAAACAUGAUAACCAACUGAGUCAGGGAUCAACGAGUGCCCCGAAAGAUGGGACGGUUGCAACGGCGAAGGAUGCUACGUCAAUUGCCAAUUCGCGAAAACCUAGGAACGUCAGUUUAUUGGAGUCGUACAAACAGAGCUGGAAAGCGGCGAAUAAUCACUUCCAGCGAUAUACCGACGUGAAGCAGCGUGAGGAACGGCGUCCCACCAUGGUGGACAUUGCGAAUCAGUCGCACGUGCUGCAGAAGGUCAACGGGUGGAAGAUCUAUCAUCUCAGUGCGCAGAUUGAAGAUUUGUGCGAGCUAGAAUCUCAAGCGUACGACAAGCUGGAUCAGAUGUUGAAAACGAUGGAAGCGACGCCGAAACCAUCCGCCGAAAUCGAGCGCAUCAAUGAACUGCUGAAGGGCAACAUGCAACGCAGCAAGAUAAUCAUCGACGGUAUCAACGAGGCACGGACGCAAAUCAUGAAGAUCUUCGACCACAAGACGCACGUUUCCGACAUCAUCCAGCGGUGCGCUUCCAAGCGGAACUUCAAGAAACGGGAAAAGAGCUAAGCACCUAGGCGUCAGCUCCCGUAUGUGUGUGUGUGUGUUUGUGUGUGUACAUAUAAUGUAGAGAUGCUUUCGUUGCUUCUUUUAUUGUAGAUUUUUCCAAACUCUAUUGAUAAGAUAAAUUGUGCGCAGAUUACUUUUACCUAACAUCGGUAGUGUGUAGUGCAUAGUGUGUGUACAUUUUAGGAUAGUAUGCGAUUGUAUAUGGAACGGAGGGCGCCUUUCGGGAGCUCGGUAGACAUAUUUUUAGAGUUAAAAUUUGCUAAAUGGUGGUAAAAGCAUAUAAUUUAGAAGUACGAUUAGGUCAACAGUCUGGAAAGAAAAAGCAACAAAGUAAGAGUAUUCUCUUAGCAAUAUUUCAAACCAUGAU